Amphibalanus amphitrite is the source of this 1635-nucleotide messenger RNA. RefSeq lists its product as uncharacterized. The coding region runs from base 324 to 1412 and encodes 362 amino acids. The record is from RefSeq and is a predicted model, not a curated record. The transcript has 2 exons. NCBI's taxonomy places the organism in Eukaryota, Metazoa, Arthropoda, Thecostraca, Balanomorpha, Balanidae.
ACCAAGCCGCAGAGUGGAAUAGGCGCAUGGCACAGAGCACGGAUAGAAUGUCGCAGCUCACAGCUGCCUGAUCCGAGUGAUCCAAUGAGAAAUCAUUACCGCCCUAGCAGCUGAGCGUCUGCGUCACAGUCCCCUGAGGGCAGCUGUCCGACGGCAUCUCAGUCCCUUAGCGUAAUCAGGGGCGGAGAGCGGCCCGCGGGACCCCGCACGGCGACAGAGACCAGCGGCAUGCCCUGGCGCGGAGGUCAUCGCUCAGAAGCUCGCACGGCCGCGCGCAGGAGGCGCCCGUGACCCGCGCGAGAGCAGAACAUUGUUCCGAGACAAUGGUGCCGGCAUGUUCUUCGUGGGAGCGAAGAGCUGGUCUGAAAGCGAAGCAGCCCCGGUGUGGGAGAGCUGAACAGAAUGAAGUAUGCAAGAAUUUCGCGGAGAGUGAUGUAGAGGAGCGAGACGCCAAGCCGCCGGGCGCGGCACCGGCGACUGAGACAUCGACAGAGCUGCUGACUCGGCUUCUGGGGCAGCAGCUGGAGCUGGCGGCCAGGCGUGACGAGCAGCUAACGAUGCUUCUACAACACAUCCAGCAGGGCGCGGCCGCCGGCGCCCGACCAGUCGACGGCGGCGGCGCGCUUGCGGCGGCGAGCGGCGGUUGCCCGCCCGCGGCGGCGGGUGGCGGCAGCGCGCCUACGGCGUCUGGCGGCGGCGGCGCGCCUGCGGCGACUGGCGGCGGGAGCGCACCUGCGGCGGCCGCGGUUACAGAGAGUGUCGCCGCCGCGGCGGCUGUGCCGCCUACAGUCGGUUCCCGGCAACGGAUCUGCCUGCCGGCGACUGGGACGCCAGUCCCCAGGCUGCACUCAUCAGCGUCACUCAUCGAAUUCGACACAUGGAGAAGAAAAUUCGACGGAUACUGUCUGCUCACCCGUGUGCGUGAGCUAACAACAGCGGAACAGAAGGCCGCCCUCAUCGCCGUAUUAGACGACGACUGGACACGGAUCGUCGACUUCGGGCUCCAGCUACCCGCGGACGCGGAUCUGGACAGCGUCCUCGAGGCCAUGCAGAAGUACUUGCGUCGCCAACGCAACGUCAUAGUCGACCGCAUGGACUUCACAGCCAGACUACAGCAGCCCGGUGAAUCCAUCGACGAGUAUGUGUGCGCCCUGAGAGAGAUAGCAGCGUGUUGUGACUUUUGCCAACACUGUGCCGAUGAUCGAUUCCGGGAUCAUAUCGUCGUGGGCACAAUCGACAGUGACGCGCGAAGGCGCAUGCUAGAGACUGCCGACCUGACAUUUGAGAAAGCGCUGGACAUAUGUCAUCCCACACCCUGCGUGGUGCCGGGAGACCUCGUCCUCCGCCUCUGGAAGUUUUUUUUUUUGUUUCUGUUAAUGGCGCUAUGUGCCUGCUAUGUCGUUAGACGUUAAUCACUUUGUACCUCUGUGUUUACGUCUUGCGGGGGAGGUGAUGGGAUAGUUAUCUGGGGGGAGGUGUUAUGUGCGGACUUGUGGGUUUGAUUUCGGCCACUCUAAUCGCCCGAGGCACGGCCGGCCACCGGGGCUGACCGGUCGUCCCCUCCUGAGCCAAUACAGUUGACCGACACGAGAGCUAGUGUGUGGACCGGGAGCCGGGGCGAACCGAACAGUGCUA